GGCAGACAUCGCAAGACGAAUCGAUUUACGAAGAGAGCGACUGCAGAUUCCACUGUUUAUAAAGGGGUGAGGCCAAUCAUCAAACCCCCUUUCUCUUCACGGUACAAAUAUCGAACCGCUGUAUGUUUCGGAUGUUGCUAAAGGCGCCGCUAUAUUCUUCUCUCUAUUGAGGAAUCUCUAGAACGAGAUAUCCCCUACGAUUUAGUGGUGUCUACUAGAUGUUAACGGAGCCCCUAACUGUAAUGGAAACUCCCACGGAUCAGCCGUCCCUUCGUCCAGACGGAGGAUGACAUUGCGCUUGCUCAGUUGUUGCUUCACAUCUCUGCUUUUCCCAUCCACGUCCGCUGUCCGGGUUGGUUUGAUGGGGGGGAGGGCACAUCGCCAGCUGUCUCGACACGUUGGACGACCCGUCCUUUUUUGACUUCGCACGGGUCAAAGGUCGUGGUGACGCACGUGACUCACGCUAAAACAGUUUCAUGUCCGAUUAAACGGACGGCCAAUGAUCGAAUCUGCCUCUUUCAUCCCGGCAUCUCCACGGAUUUUAUUUGUCUACAGAUGGAAGGAUUUUUCGGAGCCGACGUCAUUAUCGUUCUCCUGUUUUCGGUCGGUGUAUGGAAAUUCACCAGAACUCGUAUCAGAUAUUACAGGGGGCCGAAGGAGCCUGCUGGCCAAACUACAGAACAAGCCACCGUUGAGGAACAUUCUCCUAGUCCCGUUAUCCAAUCCUAUCCAGGUGCAUUAGAAUUAGUCGAGUUCAAAAAAAUAAUCAGGCCUAUUAAAGAACGUGAAACGAGUCUGAUUAUCGAAUCCCCACCAAAGGAGAGUCCAGAAGCAACAAGUAGCAGAAGAAGAUCAUGUAGUGGGGGAAUUCAGAGACAAGCUUCAAUUUGUUUAUCGGAUGAAGAAAUCGAAGAAGGCAGCAGCAGCAAACCGUCUUCCGUAGUAGCUACCGAGUGGACAGAACUUAUAAAAUCAAAACAUGGAUCUGCGGAUUCUGUGAAUGCUCCAACGGUAAUCAGUCCUGAUUGGGAACAAGAGGGCACUCCUCCAAGGGACCAAACCAUCGUAGAAGCAGUUUCGACUGUUUCGGAAGUAGUGCAACUAGAAGAUUAUCAUUAUAGUAGACAACACGCACUGGAUCUUGUGUCGAGGGGAGCUUCGCUUCUUCACGAACGAUCAGUAUCUAGUUCGGACGUUACGGGAGAUACGGAAAGAUGGUUGGAACUUCCUCCUCCUCUUCGUCAAGCCAGCAGUACAGAGGGUGGCUUAUUAGAAGAGAUGCUAGAAUCUGAAAGGAAAAACAUUAAAAGCCGAGUUUGGCAUAGAGACGAGGAAUCUCCAAAGUUAAAAUUUCGUUACAAUGAUACGGGAAGCAGGGAGGAAUUGUUAGAAACGUCUCCCGGUUUAUCACCAAGUGACAGUGGAGAAACCGAAGGAGUGAGCGAAGUUACCGACAGCGAUCAAAUGAGGCAACAAUAUAGGCAAUUGUGGGAACUUAGGGCCACGCUAGAAGGAGAAGAAGAAUUAAGCGACACUCUUCGCGCAGACGACGACGAAGAGGAAGACGACGAAGUAACUUCGCCUGUCAAAUCGGGUGCUCAAUCUCAUACGACAUCUCUCGAAUCGGCGGGAGACGAUCCACCAGAUGUGAGUGUGGAAGAGGGUGAGAUGGAAGGUGAAGAAGUGACAAAUCAUUGGUUGCAACUGCCAUCGCACGAAUCGCGCAGGAGGAGCUAUAAAAACUUGUUGACUCGCCGAAUACAGAAAAGAACAGAUGGAAGUACGGAAACUAGUGCAGAUACGGAAGAAUCAUCGACAGACGCUAGCAGAGCUACGACAUCAGUAGAGUCAGCGACGGACAGCGCGGGCGAAGGACAGAAUCACAAAUUGCAACAAAUGAAAGCGGACAGCGGAUAUAAGUCGAUGGAAAGCACCGUUAAACCACCGAAGCAUUUAUUUCCGCAAAGUGGAGACAGUCAGGACAUCCUGGACAGUCAAAUGUCGCAGGACAGUGCCGUAUCAUUUAGGCUUUCCGAAGAUUUGUCUCAAAGUGUUGAACUCUACACGCCACAACCGGAAAAGGAAAUAGGGGUUCCCCACGUCACAACGGCGGAAUCACAAAUGGAAACUCCGAUGGAAGCCAAACGCGGUCGAUUUGCCUUGAGGAAGAGACGUCAUUACGGUGCUGUGGGCAGUGGGAAGAGGGACAUUAUUCUCACCGAAGCAGUUCAGACAAUAGAUCAUAGACCACCGUUGGCUGAACUGCACGGCACCAAAACGUCGCUGCUGCAACGUCUGUUCCCAAUGCGAUCGGAAAGGACCCGUUACGAUCGUCUAUUAUAUCGGGAUUACACUAUCGACGAGAAAUCCGAUACGCUCUUUCGGGAAUUUUCGUUACCCGAUCCUUCGUACGAAACGGAUCCUUAUCGCAUAAGAGCAUCUCGUACCUCUCGCAUAUACAGCCAUCGGUCACCCGAUGGUGGAAGUCCGCGUGUUCUUCGUAAAGUUUUAUCACCACAGCUGAGCAUCGAGGAAGAAGAUAGCGAAAGUGAUCCAGAAAAGAUCUUCACAUCUAGUGAAAUCCCGGCGAUACGUUUCUCUGAACAGAAAACGGAAUGAAAGAAGAAACAAUGGUGCUGCGCAGAAAGAAUCCGUGUAUAAUACAAACAUAAUUUCAGAACAUAUACUAUUUUAAAAACAAAACAAAAAAAUGCAUAUGAGGAAAAGAUGCGGUGGUUUAUGAUGCCUUAAGGAUAAUCUUUCUCUUUAUCUUUUUCUUUUCUUCUCGUAUCCAAUUAAGGGUACUCGAAUGUUGCAGACCAUAGCAAGAAAAGUUGACAAAUUUAUGUCUUCAGUUUAUUGUACGUCACAACACCGUUUUUUCGGUAAAUGCACACUUUUGAUAUCAGACACGUAAAUCAGGCAAAAUGUUAAUCCAUUCAUUUUAUUGUUGUUGAUAAUCCUAAAGUUUUCUACUCUUUGUGUCCUCUUUGCAACUAACUUCGUACCUGAUUGAAGAGGUUUUCGGGCGAUGCAUUCCACAUUUUCGAUGGUACUACACAAAUCCUGUUUCGGUUACUUUUUGUGCCUUUUGAAUGUUUAAAGCGAAAAAAAACGAUGAUUAUUAUUAUUUUAUUUUUUUCAAUUUGUUCCGUAAGACGUUUAUCUGUUUAAACCAGAGACUGUUUUUUCAGAAAGUGGAGCCGGUUGUUUAUAUAAUAUCAUUAUUUCCUCAGUUGUGUCGCUCAUGUUCUGCUUACACUUUGCUCGAAUUCUUCCAUGUCUCCACUGGUAUUGUCUGUGAUAUUGAAAGAUUGGCUCACAGAAUAAACAAGAGAAAUUUAUAUCAAAGAAACAAACAAUAGAUCAACUCACAACAUUGCAUUCGUGUCGACCAUACCGUUUGAGUUGAACCUUGCAAUCCGAGAAUACAUACAUACAUACACACACACGACAUACAGACACACACACAUACACUAUCAAGUUGAUUGCUUUAGAUGUUAAACCUAUAUACAAUAUAAUCAUCCCAUUAGUUUACCAAUUUUUAAUUUUUAUCUUCUUCGUCCAAAACAUCAUCUGUUCAUCCAUCAAUUGGGCCAGAUCGUUGCCGAUUCAGAUUUGUGAAAUUUUCUUCCUAAGAAUUAGAUCUGUACAAAGUUUCAAUCGAAAAAAAAAAGAGUAGAGUUAUAUAUGUUAAAGAACAUUUUAACGGUUUAAUAUUUAUAGCUGGUUAAGUUUUAUGAAU
Molecule: messenger RNA, 3745 nt
Organism: Centruroides sculpturatus (bark scorpion)
Lineage: Eukaryota; Metazoa; Arthropoda; Arachnida; Scorpiones; Buthidae
Exons: 5
Coding region: 556-2619 (687 amino acids)
Biological process (GO): negative regulation of calcium ion-dependent exocytosis; negative regulation of voltage-gated calcium channel activity
Cellular component (GO): secretory granule; plasma membrane
Molecular function (GO): transmembrane transporter binding
Source: RefSeq, a predicted model, not a curated record